This is a messenger RNA of Diorhabda carinulata, 1242 nucleotides long. RefSeq names its product odorant receptor Or2-like. The record is from RefSeq and is a predicted model, not a curated record. Gene Ontology annotation, biological process: detection of chemical stimulus involved in sensory perception of smell; sensory perception of smell. Gene Ontology annotation, molecular function: olfactory receptor activity; odorant binding. The transcript has 6 exons. Lineage: Eukaryota; Metazoa; Arthropoda; Insecta; Coleoptera; Chrysomelidae. Gene Ontology annotation, cellular component: plasma membrane. Bases 1 to 1200 code for a protein of 399 amino acids.
AUGGUUAUUUCAAUUUUAACCAAUAUAAGAGGACAUCAUUGGUUAAAUAUGGAAGGAAUCGAUUAUACAACAUUUUUUACAUUCAACAUAAGUAUUUUAAAUGUAUUUGGUUUUUGGAAACAAGAUACGAACUAUCGUCACAAAAAAUCAUAUACUUUUUACAAGAUAAUUUCGUCGUCUUUUUGGAUUUCUUUUAUUUUGACACAAUUCAUGUAUUUGUAUACGAAUCUGCAUAAUUUCGAAGAAUUAUUAUCGACGUCUUACUUCACAAUUCCUUUAUUCGUAUGUUCGUACGCGUUCAGUUCGUUAUAUAGAAAAAUAGAUGAGAUCAAAUUGUUAUUUAAAAAAUUCAACGAACCCAUUUUCCAACCCAAAUGCGAGGAACAUCUUCAGUUAUCAGCAUCUACGAAACGAUCUUAUACUAAAUAUUCUCAUUUCCUAAUUUAUCUUGGUAUGCAAACAAUCGUCUUAUAUAUAAUUGCGCCCUUUUGGCAAGAAGGAAGGGUGGUACCAGCUAGAGCUUGGUUUCCAUUCGAUUGGAAACUAUCACCAAACUACGAACUCGUAUGGGUUUAUCAAAGUAUAACUUUGAUUAUAAUUAUGAACGCACUUGCUUGUCUAACAGCUUUUUCUACUGGUUUAUUGAUGAUGAUUGGUUUGCAAUGCGAUUUUUUAAAUAUAACUUUGAAUAAUUUGCAAAGAUUUCAUGAUAAUGAUAACGAAAACACGGAUGUUAUGAUGACGAAUUUAAUCGUGUGUAUUCGGCAUUACGUACAAAUCAAGAAAAUUGCUGAAGAAAUUAAAGAUAUUGUUAAUGUACAGAUGUUUGUACAAUUUUUGGGCGGAGCAGCGAUGAUUUCUACUAUUCUAUUCACAUUAUCAACUGUGAAGAUGGGAAGUCCUUUGAGUAUAAUGCUUGUUUCACUUUCAUCGUGUAUCCUGAUAAUGUUGUUUGGUUAUUGUUGGAUUGGAAAUAAAAUAAUUGAAAAGAGCAGCGACGUUUUUAUAACCAUGUAUAAUACGCCGUGGAUUGACUGCGACUUGAGAUUCCAAAAAGUACUUUUGCAGUUCAUGACAAUGACAAAAAGUCCGAUUCAGAUUACAGUAGGCGGCGUUAUAUCUAUAUCUAAUGCUACUUUCAUGUCGAUCGUCAAAUCUUCAUAUUCAGUAUUCAGUUUGCUGCACAAUACAAACAAUUAAACUUGCUAGUGUGUUUUUGAUGUAGAAAAUAAAUAUGCAUGU